UCUCCCUGCCUCUCGCUCGCUGCUCUGGGCCAGAAAGCUAACUAGACACCGUCUCUCUCUUUCUCUCUCUCUCUCACACAAACACACACACACACACACACACACACACACACACACACACACCCCGACAGAUACCCCCCCUCCGCGACCCCUUAUGCAGUUGUCCACCCCCCCGCCCCCCGCAGCGUCCAUGUCAACCUCGCGUGCGGUAUCUUGCUCUCCCUCGUUCUCUCUCUCUCCCCCUCUCUCUCUCUCUCCCCUUUCUCUCCCCCUGUCACACUGUCGCCAGUGACAGAUGAUGUGGAGCGGAGAGAGUGAGUGAGAGUGAGAGUCAGCGAGUGAGUGAGUGAGAGAGAGAGAGAGGGAGAAAGAGAGAGAGGGAGAGAGAGAGGGAGGGAGAGAGAGGGAGAGAGACUCAAGUGAGAAACAGUUCCCGGACAUCGAGACAGAGAGAGAGAGCGAGCGAGAGAAAGAGAGAGACACAGAGAGAGAGAGAGAGAAACGCAAACGACAGAGAGCGAGAGAGAGAGAGAUUUGGAGAAAGGGGAUGAGGAUAUUUUCCUAACGUUUCAACUCGGUGCCGCUGCGAGUGUGCUGUUAAUCCGCUCUCGUCUUCCGGCUCUGAAUUAUUUUUGGAAGACUUGGGGGUGAAGAGAGUUGUGGAAAAUAAACGACAAGCCGGCGUGCAAACAAGGAUCCGGGGCAAGUACGGAAUCACAGGACCAAUGCCAUCAGCCCCUCCGCUCCGAGGAAGAUCUCUGACACGUCACAUUGCACGAAAUCGCAGCCAGUUAACACAACAAGCUUUGAUAUGACGGGAAGCAGAGUUUAAGGUAGGAUCCUCCUCUUCAGCUGCCGAACUAUCUCCCACCUGAGGUCCAGCCCAAGUGGAUGAUCUACUGACAACAUGGUGUUCUUGAGAUUGGAUGGACACCACCAGAGGGCCUAAUGCAAUUGAUGUUUUCCCGUCGGUUUUAGAUGGAUCUUCUGAGUCUUUCACCUGUCACAACAGAUAAGAUUCAGUACCACUGCUGGGCCUGAGACCGGGCUACGUUUUUCCCCAUUGUGUGAUUGCUUUGGAUCAUAAACAAUGUCCAACCCAAAUGGCCUACCUUGGCUCACAUUUGUUCUUGCCCCUGCUUUGAAUGUGAACAACCUGCUCUGGAUAACAAGUGUCGUCGUACGCAUCGCCUUCCUCAGCUGUCAGGAAAACUACCCCAUCGUCACCACAAACUAUGGGAAGCUAAGGGGAGUAAGAAUACCGCUAGUCAAUGAUAUCUUGGGCCCCGUUGACCAGUACCUCGGAAUACCGUACGCCUCAGCUCCCACGGGCGAGAGGCGCUUCCAGCAUCCUGAAUCUCCCUCCUCCUGGACCGGCGUCAGGAAUGCCACUCACUUCGCCCCAGUCUGCCCACAAAACAUUCUCGGGUUCUUACCUGAUGUCAUGCUUCCUGUUUGGUUCACCUCCAACUUGGAUAAUGUGGCCAAUUUCAUCCAAGACCAGAGCGAGGACUGCCUUUACCUGAAUGUCUAUGUCCCAACAGAGAAUGGAGCCAACACAAAGAAACCAGCUGAUGAUAUAACCAGUAAUGAUGAUGGUGAAGAUGAAGAUAUACAUGACAGUGGUCCCAAGCCGGUGAUGGUGUACAUCCACGGUGGAUCGUACAUGGAGAGCACCGGUAACCUGAUCGAUGGCAGCGUCCUGGCAAGUUAUGGCAACGUCAUCGUAGUCACACUCAACUACAGGCUGGGAGUGUUAGGCUUUCUAAGCACAGGUGACCAAGCUGCCAAAGGGAAUUAUGGGUUACUUGACCAGAUCCAAGCACUGAGGUGGAUUAGUGAAAAUAUCGGGGCGUUUGGAGGAGACUCAAUGCGAAUUACUGUCUUUGGUUCCGGUGCUGGGGCCUCCUGUGUAAGCUUGUUGACGCUUUCCCAUUAUUCAGAAGGUCUCUUCCAGAAGGCGAUAAUCCAGAGUGGGACAGCCUUGUCCAGCUGGGCAGUGAAUUACCAGCCUGCCAAGUACACUCGACUGCUUGCCGAGAAGGUUGGCUGUAGCAUGCUCGACACCAUCAACCUGGUGGAGUGCCUACGGAUGAAGACAUACAAGGAGCUGAUCGAGCAGGACAUCAUGCCCGCCCGCUACCACAUCGCCUUUGGGCCGGUCAUUGACGGCGACGUCAUCCCGGACGACCCCCAGAUCCUGAUGGAGCAGGGCGAGUUCCUCAACUACGACAUCAUGCUGGGCGUCAACCAAGGGGAAGGGCUGAAGUUUGUGGAAAACAUGGUGGACAACGAGGACGGCAUUUCGGCCAGUGACUUCGACUUUGCCGUCUCCAACUUUGUGGACAACCUUUACGGUUACCCGGAGGGGAAGGACACCCUGAGGGAGACCAUCAAGUUCAUGUACACAGAUUGGGCAGACAAAGAGAACCCGGAGACCCGUCGCAAGACCCUGGUGGCGCUCUUCACCGACCACCAAUGGGUGGCACCGGCCGUAGCGACGGCGGACCUGCACGCUCAGUACGGUUCCCCCACCUACUUCUACGCCUUCUACCACCACUGCCAAAGUGACAUGAAGCCCGGCUGGUCUGACGCUGCCCACGGUGACGAGGUCCCCUACGUCUUCGGUGUCCCUAUGAUCGGCCCCACCGACCUCUUCCCCUGCAACUUCUCCAAGAACGAUGUUAUGCUCAGUGCAGUGGUGAUGACCUAUUGGACCAACUUUGCCAAGACCGGCGAUCCGAAUCAGCCCGUCCCGCAAGACACAAAGUUCAUCCACACGAAGCCAAACCGGUUUGAGGAGGUUGCCUGGUCCAAGUACAACCCAAAGGACCAACUUUACCUGCACAUCGGCCUGAAGCCAAGAGUCCGCGAGCACUAUCGGGCCACCAAGGUGGCGUUCUGGUUGGAGCUGGUGCCUCACCUGCACAACCUGAACGAGAUCUUCCAGUACGUCUCGACGACCACCAAGGUCCCGCAGACGGACUCCACCCCCUUCCCCUACGUGACCCGCAAGCUGUGGACCUCCACCACCAAGCGGCCUCCGCUGAGCCCCUCCCACAACCCCAAGCAGGCCAAGGAGACGCGGAAGUCCAACCCGGAGGAGACGACGGUGCUGAUCGAGGACAAGCGGGACUACUCGACGGAACUGAGCGUAACCAUUGCAGUGGGGGCCUCCUUGCUCUUUCUGAACAUCCUGGCCUUCGCCGCCCUGUACUACAAGAAGGAUAAGCGCCGCCACGAGACCCACCGGCGGCAGAGCCCGCCGAGGGGGGCGGCCAAUGACCUGGCCCACCUGCAGAACGAGGAGAUCAUGUCGCUGCAGAUGAAGCAGCUGGAGCACGGGCACGAGUGCGAGUCGCUGCAGACCCACGACACCCUGAGGCUGACCUGCCCGCCUGACUACACGCUCACGCUCAGGAGGUCCCCGGACGACAUCCCGCUCAUGACGGCCAACACCAUCACCAUGAUCCCCAACUCCCUGGCGGCGAUGCAGCCCUUGCAUACGUUCAAUACAUUCACCGGAGGCCAGAACAGUACAAACUUGCCCCACGCACAUUCGACGACUCGAGUAUAGCUCUCCGGGCAAGAGAGGUCCCCACACUAGUUGGGUAAGGGCGCCCCUUUUGGAAAUGAUUUUAUCAUGAGUUGAAGCACUGGAAAACUACUUGUGUCCCACAAGAAGAAUAUCAAGUAACCACUUCUUUCUAUUUA
This is a messenger RNA of Mobula hypostoma (lesser devil ray), 3714 nucleotides long. RefSeq names its product neuroligin 4 X-linked a (gene nlgn4xa). Lineage: Eukaryota; Metazoa; Chordata; Chondrichthyes; Myliobatiformes; Myliobatidae. The transcript is spliced from 8 exons. The record is from RefSeq and is a predicted model, not a curated record. Gene Ontology annotation, cellular component: plasma membrane; synapse; postsynaptic specialization membrane. Gene Ontology annotation, biological process: chemical synaptic transmission; modulation of chemical synaptic transmission; neuron cell-cell adhesion. Bases 1091 to 3577 code for a protein of 828 amino acids. Gene Ontology annotation, molecular function: signaling receptor activity; neurexin family protein binding.